CACAUUUAAGUAAUCAGUGAUUAUACACUAAUACGGCCGUAAAUAUGAAUUAAUUUUAAAACAUUAGUUUGGAGAAAUUGAGGCGCAGAUUACGACUUGUGCGUUACGAGUCGACAUGGUAUAGUUGUUCUGCUUGGUUUUUGACCCCUUAUUCUCUGUUACACUGCGGAAGUAGCAAGGUACACAAUCAUUUGAUCGUCCUUUUUCAUAUCUUACGCAUUUGACUUGGCUUUUUCACAAAGUUGUUGACUAUCUCGUUACGUCAGUUCCUACUACUCUUACAGUAUUUGCACAAUGUCUUUCAUUCGUUUGAAGGUAUAUCCUAGAUCAAAUCACUCAUUAUCGAAGAUAUAAGUCCCGCACUUCCUUAGCUACCUACGUUGGGUUUCAUCGUCAAAUUUUCAACUGUUUAACGAGUCAUUUGAUAAAUAACAAACGUGGCUGGAUUUACUGACUAAGGACACCAUCAAUUGUUGUCUGUUAUAGUCUCCUAUUAUUUCCUCAGUCAACUAGACAGUCGCAGUUAUUUGACGGUUGGGGAUUCGUAAAUUACUAUUCGUAACCUUAUCCUGUCUGACUCUGUUCACUAGUAUACACUUCUCAUAGAGUUGUGGGUACAAAUGUUAUUUCAAAAUGUCGCACUAUGACUAUUCCUGACAUAAUUAGCGUAACCAAUAUCCUCGUACGUAAACCCCUCUUUUAGCGUUAUUGAUCCUUUGUUAUAUAAUACUUUGCAUUAUUUCACUACGAAAUACCUUCAACACUGUCCGUAUUUCUGCGGCCAUGUUUAAAAGUUGUGAAUCAGUCCAAGGAAAGUUUAUUCACAACCAUUUUUUUCAAUACUCAGAUAUCUCACUAUGUGAUUAAAACCAAAUGAUGGUUUCUGAUCCAUUAACUUCCGAAAUAAUAAAGCUCAUCUCAAACAAUGUUUGGUAGAUUUUACAAGCAGUCCAGCUGGUGGAGAUUCAAAUACCUACCCAUUAAACUUUGUUUUCCUAAUGUCAAGCUUCACUACACCUUACCUUACCUCAACCUACUAGGCCUGUCCUCCACAAGUCCCUGCCAGGCCUUCACUUUCUCUACUAAUCUGGCUUGAUGUUUAACGUGAUAUUAAAGUUGCAUCAUGUAAUAGGAGUCAGUUGUUUGUGUAAUGAGUCUCAGAAAAAACGAUUUACUAGCUGUUGAAAUCUAGAAAACGUUUUGCACGGCCUUUGCUUCCGAUUUCGUACAAUUUUUUUCGCAGUAUUCAAGCUGCAAGCGCUAUAAAUGUUGCAGAUAUUUAACUAAAGAGCCAAGUUAAGAUUACUGGUUGUGUUAAAUAGUUAGGAGACUUCACUACAGCAUCGUUCGUAGAUUCAAAAUUAUGCACAGAAUAUAAAUACUACCCUAUGAAAUUACGAUCUUGGUUUUGUUUACUGUUGUAUCUUUAAGCCCAGUUUAAUAUCAUAUGAAUUAUUCACCAAUCGAAAUGCGACUUGUACAGUCUUAGUACUGCCCCACACCAAUGGUGUUCGACCGAUAUGAGUAGCCCAGCGUCCUUAUUGACCCUUUUUCCUCCUAGCCUUACCAGUUGAGUCCGGAACGCAAACAACAGCUUCCACUAUGCGAAUCAUUUAUUUCAAACAUACUUGGUUUAUAUACCAGGCAAACAGACCGCAUCACACCAUAAAAUAGGAAGUAACAUUUAUACAAGAUCAAGCCAAAAAGUGACUAUGAACGUGGGAGACUGUCAUUAAUAAACUGCAUAUAAUUUAAGAAUAGUAUCAUAAUAGUCUAUAGAUCAAAAUAAAGCUUGUAAUAAGAGGAGUAUAGAUAUACAUAAUCGAGUUACUGAAUAGUUAUGAAAUAAGAAUAUGUAUAUAGUACUAGUCCACUAAUAGUUUUCAGAAGUUACCCGUAAUUUAAUCUUCACUAGGACAUAACACUAUUCCUUUUAUUUCGCUACUUCUUGUCAAUAUCUCCACCUUCAUAGAUAUACUAAACAUGGUUCGUCUUUCAUUUCAAGCUAAUAUAUUUCUUAUUUCUACUUCAGGUUUUUUGUUGAAAAGCCGAAUUUACCCUAAUAUGUUAUGAAAUGGAAGGCAAAUACUUCGAUCUUUAUGUUCCUUUUGAGGCAAUGAGCGCGCAUCUCCUUGCACGCUUGCUUGAUUGUGGUUAUCACUAUGUGGCGGUCAGUCAGUCUGUAUCAGUAGAUGACUUCAAUUUCGAAGUUAAAUCAGACUCCACUACAAGAAAGAAAAACAAAGAGGAAAGACAAGCUAUGCGCCAGAACCUUAUUGCAAAAUUAGAACCCCCUUCUCCAGAUGUUCUUCAAGCUUAUAUUAAUGAAAGCAGUGUAUUCAGAGCUUCUGUGUCAUUUCCCGCUAUAUCAUGUAGACCACGAAUAUUCACACGUCUGACGAUUUAUUGCAAUAAUGCUGAAAAUGCUGGUUUGUUCUUCCGUCAAUUUGAAGAUAAACUUGGUGCUUUCGAUAUUGUGAGCUUCUGUCCUACUUCCAAUAACGCUUUCGCAUAUGCAUGUGAAAAGGCUGUGAACAUUGAUCUUAUAUCUUUAGACCUUACAAAAUCAAGUGAAAUUCGACUGUUAAGUAAACAAUGCAAUUUGAUGAUGUCACGAGGUAUCCACUUAGAAUUCCAACUUGCUCCGGUACUUCGCUCUUCCUCUGGAACUUAUAGCGCACGUUCAGUCUUAUCACAGUACUUCAGCAGCUUACUCUGCAUAGCACGAAAGUCAUUCACAAACAUGAUAGUCGUCAGUUCCGGGGCGUCAAGCGGAUGGGAAGUCCGUCGACCAGUGGCGGUAUCUGCAAUGCUUGGUUGUCUAGGUCUGCAACCUCAGGAGGCAACUCACUCCUGUCUUACCAAGGCGCCUUUCGCGGUAGUGACUCAUGGUCUUAUACGAAGCAGAACAGUACAUGGUGCAGCUGCACUGCUUAAACUUUUGUCUAUGCCAAAUGUAUCUUCUAUAGUUGUUAAACCUACUGUAAAUAAACAAUCUACAGACGAAGCUAGUUGUGUAGAAGAUCAAUUACCUUGUAAGAAGAUAAAACUAACUCAGUAA
Messenger RNA from Schistosoma rodhaini, 3061 nucleotides. The record is from the annotation of a GenBank genome assembly. NCBI's taxonomy places the organism in Eukaryota, Metazoa, Platyhelminthes, Trematoda, Strigeidida, Schistosomatidae.